Python bivittatus (Burmese python) is the source of this 887-nucleotide messenger RNA. RefSeq names its product peptidylprolyl isomerase B (gene PPIB). Gene Ontology annotation, biological process: protein peptidyl-prolyl isomerization; protein folding. Gene Ontology annotation, cellular component: cytoplasm; intracellular membrane-bounded organelle. The record is from RefSeq and is a predicted model, not a curated record. Gene Ontology annotation, molecular function: cyclosporin A binding; peptidyl-prolyl cis-trans isomerase activity. NCBI's taxonomy places the organism in Eukaryota, Metazoa, Chordata, Lepidosauria, Squamata, Pythonidae.
GGUCUCCUGGUGCUGCUCUUCCCAGGCACUCAUGCAGAGGAGCGCAAGAAGGGUCCCAAGGUCACGGUGAAGGUGUAUUUUAAUAUUCAGAUCGGGGAUGAAAAUGUGGGGCGUGUCGUCAUUGGCCUCUUUGGAAAGACGGUUCCAAAGACGGUUGAAAAUUUUGUUGCCUUAUCCACAGGAGAGAAAGGGUUUGGAUUCAAGGGCAGCAAGUUCCACCGUGUGAUCAAGGACUUCAUGAUCCAGGGAGGAGACUUUACCCGGGGCGAUGGAACAGGAGGUAAGAGCAUUUACGGAGAUCGUUUCCCAGAUGAGAACUUCAAAUUGAAGCACUACGGGCCUGGAUGGGUCAGCAUGGCCAACGCCGGCAAGGACACUAAUGGGUCUCAGUUCUUCAUCACUACUGUCAAGACCUCAUGGCUGGACGGCAAGCACGUCGUCUUCGGCAAAGUCCUGGAAGGGAUGGAUGUUGUCCGGAAGGUGGAAAGCACUAAGACAGACAGCCGCGACAAGCCCCUGAAAGAUGUCAUCAUUGCGGACUGCAAUGUCAUUGAGGUGGAGAAACCAUUUGCCAUUGCCAAAGAAUAAUCUGGGGCUGCUAGAGGACCAGGUUCUGGUCUGCAAAAGGGCUGGAGGUCCUACACUCUUCCUGGGGCCUCAUUCAUCCUCCUCCAGCAGGUGAGCAACCGCUGCUGUUUCUGUCCCCUCCAUGCUGGGUGGUGGGGCCUCCAUUUCUGCAACAACAGCUCAACUCUUCCUCUUCCAUCAUCAGCCUCUGUGGGCAGCGAGGCCCCUUCUGAGUGGCCCAGAAGUGUUGUGUUCUCUCAUUCUUUUGUAAGAAAGCACAUGGACCAAUAAAACCGACCAUUGUGUUUUUGUAGAACGUC